CAUCCAUACGAUUGGUGGCCCUGCAUGUCAAAAUAGUCUAACCAAAAAAAGUGUCAACAAUUUUUGAAUUUGGAAAGUCGCUUUUCGCUAAAAACUAUGGCUGAAGAGGAUUUAGAGCCCUCGGAGUUGGAUAAACUUCUCGAAAAGACAGAUCUCGAGUACAUGCUCGAAUUUGAAACACAAAUAUUCCUUGAUAUUCUUCACAAAGAUGGUUUAGUCGUAGCAGCCAAAGGUCUCAACCUCGAUUUGGUCCUUUUAAACCUUUUCAAAGUUUACAGCGAUCCAGGUAACCUAGUUAUGGUCUUGAACGCAAGCGAAGCGGAAGAAAAGUUCUUCAUAAAUAAAAUCAAAGACGGUAAUGUUCAUAGCACAACGUUUAACGUCAGCAUCACUGAUAGAGAGGAUGCUUAUUUAUCAGGAGGUAUCCAUUUUAUCACAACCAGAAUUUUGGUUGUUGAUUUGCUCAAAAAUCGUGUCCCUAUUGAUAAAAUCACAGGUUUUGUUAUUUUGCGCGCUCAUAAGGUCCUAGAGAGUUGCCAAGAGGCGUUUGCGUUGCGUUUGUACCGCCAAAGCAAUAAAACGGGUUUCAUUAAGGCAUUUUCAAACAGUGUCCAAAGUUUUACAAUGGGAUUUGGUCACGUCGAACGCAUAAUGCGGACGAUAUUUGUCAAAGAAUUGUACAUCUGGCCUCGAUUUCAUUCUAUGGUCAUUCAAAGUUUGAAGCAAUAUGAACCACAAGUGAUUGAGCUACAUAUCCCCAUUUCGGAAAAUAUGAGCAAAAUGCAAACUUACAUUUUGGAGUUGAUGAACAUUACCGUUAAAGAAUUGAAAAGAAUUAACAAAACUGUGGAACUGCAAGAAAUUACCGUUGAAAAUUGUUUGACUAAAAAAUUCCAAAAAAACUUACAAAUGCAACUGGACGGUAUUUGGAACCAGUUGAGCGAAAAAAGUAAACAACUAGUGGCGGAUUUGAAAACGUUACGUCAUUUGAUAAUUACAAUGCAUUAUGCCGAUCCUGUUACAUUUUACUCAACUUUAUCAAGCUACAGGACAAUGGAAUAUGCCCAAACGGCCACUUGGGUCCUUACUGAACCUGCAGAAUUACUUUUUUCUCAAGCAAGUUCGUUGAUUUUUACAGGAGACAAAGAACUUAAUCCCGAAUUUUGUCCCAAAUGGAAGUCUCUGUUGGAGCUUCUUAAAGUCGAAAUACCUCACGAAAUCGAAAAAAUGAAAACACGCGAAAAUAAAAUUUUAAUACUGUGUUCAGACCAAAAAACAUGUUAUCAGUUAAGUCAGUUAUUAACGCACGGGCCGCACAAAUAUUUAUUCUUUAAUGCCCUUGAUAAGAAAGUCACUUUUAAAAAAAUCAACGAUUCAUUCCAACAAUGUGGUAAAAUAGAGGAGGGUCCAGAAGCAGCCAAAAAACCCAAAUUAGACGAAAGUAACGUCAACGAAUCGGAAGAAAUAAAAAGUAGUUAUGUCCUAACCAUGUCACAAACACCCGGUGACGAUUCUCAAUACAUUUUCGAACAAUGCGAAGAGUGGGAAAACAUGAACAUAACCCAAAUUUGUCAAUCCCUAACAGCCCCCACAGUCCUCAUCCAAACCUUCAAAGGCACUCCCAACCUCCAACGCACCCUUGAAGAGAUCAACCCUUCUUUCAUCAUCAUGUACCAUAGCAGUAUCACAGCAAUCCGCGAAAUUGAAAUGUUUGAAGCGCACCGGAAACGCGAAACGUCCCUCAAAACCUACUUCCUGAUCCAUGGCGAAACAGUUGAAGAACAAAGCUAUCUAACUUCACUACGGCGUGAAAAAGAAGCCUUCGAGUAUUUGAUUGAAACCAAAUCGAAAAUGGUGGUGCCUGAAGACCAAGACGGUAAAUCCGACCUCUGUCUCACCCUCCAACGCGAUCUCAAAUCCCCCAGUAAAAGUACGAGACAAGGGGGGCGCCCUGAGGAGGCCCCCCGGAAGUAUGUUAUAGUCGACAUGAGGGAGUUUCGGAGCGAUUUGCCCGCUCUUAUCCACAAAAGGGGGCUAGAUAUAGAACCGGUUACGAUCACAGUGGGGGACUAUAUUCUCACACCGGAGAUUUGUGUUGAACGGAAGAGUCUUUCGGACCUGGUGGGGUCCCUUAACAGUGGUAGAUUGUACCAACAGUGCACCCAAAUGUUUAGGUAUUAUGCCAAACCCAUGCUUUUGAUUGAGUUUGACCAAAAUAAGCCGUUCUCUUGGCAGAACCAAUAUAUGGUCUCAAGUGAUACGAAUAGUUUCGAUAUUCAGAAAAAACUGCUUUUGCUGACGUUACAUUUUCCGAAAUUGAAAAUCAUUUGGAGUCCUAGUCCCUAUGCGACGGCUCAGUUGUUUGAAGAAUUGAAGGAAGGAAAGGAGGAACCAAAUGUGGAAUACGCCGCCGCGAUCGGAGGCAACCAAGACCUGGACCUAGUCGAGACCAAAUACAACAGUAACAUUUACGAUUUUGUCCAAAAACUCCCUGGAAUUAACUCAAAAAACAUCGACACGUUUCUACGCCGGGUGAAAAGUAUGGACAACGCGGUUAAAAUGAGCGAAAACGAACUGAGAGAAGUAUUGGGUAAUCCAAACGACGCUCGUGCUUUAUACGGGGCCCUCCACAACGACCAAAACCCCAAAGAACUCGAAACUAAGACUAAAGGUCAAUGGGCGCGAAAGCGCUUCGCCAAGAAGAAAUAAUACGGUCAUUCGUGUACAUAUUAUUUUUUUAAAUAAAUAAAUAAGCAAGCUAUAAAA
Tribolium castaneum (red flour beetle) is the source of this 2766-nucleotide messenger RNA. It is a transcript of the gene mei-9, whose product is annotated as meiotic 9. The transcript has 11 exons. Gene Ontology annotation, molecular function: single-stranded DNA endonuclease activity; single-stranded DNA binding; damaged DNA binding. Gene Ontology annotation, cellular component: nucleotide-excision repair factor 1 complex. The record is from RefSeq and is a predicted model, not a curated record. The coding region runs from base 97 to 2709 and encodes 870 amino acids. Gene Ontology annotation, biological process: double-strand break repair via homologous recombination; resolution of meiotic recombination intermediates; nucleotide-excision repair involved in interstrand cross-link repair. Lineage: Eukaryota; Metazoa; Arthropoda; Insecta; Coleoptera; Tenebrionidae.